Molecule: messenger RNA, 1746 nt
Organism: Mizuhopecten yessoensis (Yesso scallop)
Lineage: Eukaryota; Metazoa; Mollusca; Bivalvia; Pectinida; Pectinidae
Product: G-protein coupled receptor moody-like
Exons: 1
Coding region: 96-1118 (340 amino acids)
Biological process (GO): G protein-coupled receptor signaling pathway
Cellular component (GO): membrane
Molecular function (GO): G protein-coupled receptor activity
Source: RefSeq, a predicted model, not a curated record
UCAGCAUAAGACGACAAAUUGUAAGCAGUUAACAUUAGCAACGUCUUAUGUAACAGAACUAAACUUUAUCGUUUACUUUGGAUACGGUUACAAAAAUGGAGCAGACGACAGUUUUAAGUAGUUUGGAUAACUCAACAUCGAACGAGAAAAUAUCCACACGAUCACUUCAUCAGGUAGGGGCACCACUGAUUGCGACUUUGGGUUUUAUUGCCAAUACGCUCAUCUUGAUUGCCAUCAUAAAGGCGAAACUCUAUCGACAAAAUGUGAUUUUGUUUGUUCUUAAUUUGGUGAUCAACAACGCCUUGGUUUGUGCGUCAAGUCUGCCGUAUAUCGCCGUCAUGGCGUUCAGCUAUUCUGGAGAGGUGAACCUGGCGCUAUGUCAAUUCAUGGGAUAUAUUACGUAUUCGAUCACGGCUUCUGAAUUAUUGGGACUCAAUCUUGUCGCUAUCAACCGAUAUUUCCUAAUCGUCCGGUACAGCACAUAUUUAGAGAUAUAUAACAAGAAGAAAAACAUCGCGAUCAUGAUAGCUGUCUCCUGGAUUGUGUACCCGGUACUGAUGGUGUUUCCUGCGACAAAUGUUUGGGGAAGUAUGUCAUAUGACCGCUACAGGUUUUUGUGCCAUCCGUUCAAAACCAAUGACAGCUUUGGGAAAUUUCUCGUCGGAUUUGCGUUGCUCACCACUGUUCCGUUAAUAAUCUUUGGAUAUAUAAGCAUUCUACCAAAAGUGUUUAAAACAAACCAACAGGUAAAUUUAACCCGGAGCAAAUCUGUGAUCACUAAACGUACAGCCGACAAGCCUCGGAAACGGGAGAUUCGUCUGGUGUCCUUGGUAAUUAUGCUGUUAACUUCGUUCUGUUUUAUGUAUUUACCAUUCGCCAUCAUGUCUAUCAUUGACCCCACCACGUCACUGUAUGACCCCAAAAUACACAUCGGAUUUGUGUAUGUUGCCUGGGCACAUUGUCUCGUGAACCCCCUAUUGUAUGCCGUCAUGAACCGUCAGAUCCGGCGGGCCAUCAAAGACCUUUUCCUGGUGCCAGGAGGCAAGGAUGUCGUGUCCGGGAUUACUACGGUUAACCAAUCGAGAACGGACUUAAUUACUUAUGAUACUGGCGUAUAAAUGUGUUCUCGACGAGGAUAUUUCAAAUGACAUCUUUGAAAUUCCAAAGGUAACGCUGUCCUACGUUCUCCGCACCAUUUGAUAAAAAUGACAUGACAAAAUCAAAGGCUCGCGGGUAGCUAUUUGAUCGGUUUUGUGUUUAAAAAACAUACCGACCAAUCGAUACUUAGACUGGUAACUUUAAGAUUAUAGAGAAGCGACAUCUGAUUUCAAAGCCGGUCGAUUUUACCGUUCUAUUGCCGCGCGAUUCAUUUGAAGAACAUCAAAAAUAAAACUAGCCUACUUGUGUCACCGACAAGGUGACGCUUACAGACCCUUCUUAUUCGUCAUGACAUAUUACACGGAUGUAGAGAACGAAAGAGAGCCCAUGGAAUGUCGAGGAUGAUUUGGUACCGAGUGUUAUCAAAGAAUACCUCUUCAAAAGAAAAUGUUUGUUUUGGUACAUUUUCUCUGUAUUUUUGCGGAUAAGCGUUUGAUUGAAAGUGUUGUGUACGGGCUACAUUGUAAAUAAAUUCAGUAUCAACUAGACGCGUGUAUGCCCCCUAUAUCUUGUACAUUGACCUACUUAUUCGCAGAUAUAAUGGUACUUUUCAUUUAUAUUAAUACAUUUCACAUUGAUAUGUAGUCC